AGCUGCUUGUGGAAAGGGAGAGAGAAGUUUGCAGAGAGGAAGGAGAGGGGGAGAAGACGUCUUUGGAGGAGGGAGAGAGAGAGAGAAAGGGGGGAAGAGGGAGAGAAAGACGAACAAAAGGGAGGAAGGGGGUGGAGGAAGGGAAAGAGGCGGAAUUAUGAGCCCAGAGGCGGCUGCUUGUGCCUCUUUCCUCUCCAGCCCCAGUUCGCCCAAGAUGAGGACGGAAAGCAGCUCUGGUGCUGCCAAGGAGAAAGCUGGACUGCAGCCAAACCAAGUGCUGACACGAUGACAGCAAAAACCAUUCCCGAUGUGAGCAUCAAGUCUAAAACCAGUGUUUGCAAAACAACUGAAAGGGCUCAGUUUGACAGUCUAAAUAAUAAAGCCACAAAGACAACAUUUCAGUGUGGGCCUUCAAAGGGGAAGUGCUUGGAGACUGUUGCCAUCAAGCUAGCCCCUAAAACAGAGCCAUCUGCUGCGGUGAAGAGCACAUUAAAAGCACUGGAGAACUUGAUGUGGGAAGCAAGACUGGACUGUUUUCAGCAGAACAUGCUCAGUUCCAAGAUGAUCAUCGGUGACCCAUCUGUAGACCUCAGCAUCCGGGAAAGUGGCAAGAUCAUUCCAAAGCAGAUGGGGGGCACUCAGAACCUCCGGGCGGUUGGAAAAGUCAGUUUGAAAGAUAAGCCUUUGAGCAUCAGGGAGAAGAUUUCAGAGUGGGAAGGAAAGAAAGAAACUCUAUCUCCUGGAACUACAUGGAAGGAGGAAGACCAAGGAGUUAAAGAGGACCUCAGCUCAUUUUUGGGUGUUGUAGAGAAGAUGGCCAGGGAAACUGCAGCAACAAGGGACGUGGAAACCAAAAGGCUUAUAAGCUGGCAGCUGGAAUGUAAGAGGGCAAGCAAAGAGAAUGAGAGAAGAAUACAGAGUGUAAAGAAUGCUGGGCAACAAAAAGAGAGAAAGAUAGAUGGAAGGUUCAGAGAUGGGGAGCUUAAUUCGAAUAUUGGGAGGAGUGCUGAGAUGAAGAAAGAUACCCAGAAAGACAAUAUAUCCGUCCUGAGUCAAGUGAAAAAACUGGAGCAGGCCUUGAAGGGAGGUUCAGCCGAACUACAACCACAAUUGCCCGGUACUUAUUACUCUCCCAAUUUUCUGCAAGAGAAGCCAGAUGAAGUUCAAAGCCCCUCUGAAGGCCAGGAAAGAGCCAGCCGCCCAGAACUCGGUAAGCGGCUUCUUGGCUUGGACUGUGAAGCUCCUGAACCAAUAUUUGGGACUCUGGAAGAGGUGAAAGCAUCCCGUUCGAAGUGCAAGGCUAACAAUGAGGAAAACGUGUACACCGAGCCUGGGUUGCCUGAGAAGAAACCUUUUAUCAAUCCACUCCCCAAGCCGCGGAGGACUUUUAAACAUGAGGGCGAAGAGGGAUGGGUUCCACCAGCAAGAAAUAAGAGGAACUUGCCCCCUCUCCCCUCCAUCCCACCCCCUCCUCUUCCUUCUUCUCCUCCCCCUUCAGCUGUCAGCAGAAGACUGAGAAAUGGAAAGCAUAAGGCCAAUGCAGAUCACAGGAAAUCAUAUGAGUUUGAAGACUUGUUGCAGUCAUCCUCCGAGAAUGGUCGGGUGGACUGGUAUGCUCAGACCAAACUGGCUUUAACACGCACUUUAUCAGAAGAAAAUGUCUAUGAAGAUAUUCUAGAUCCUCCAGCAAAAGAGAAUCCCUAUGAGGAUAUUGAGACAAACAGUCGUUGCUUGGGGAAAAAAUGUGUUCUGAACUUUCCAGCAUCUCCUUCGUCCUCAGUCCCUGGCACACCCACAAAGCUGCUGUCUAAACCCAUCUUCUUUCGGCAAAACUCAGAACGGCGGAGUUUCAAGUUAUUAGAUAUACGGAAAUCAAAUCGAGAUGGAACAUGUUCCCCUUCCAAAACCAGCCCUCCUUCCACUCCUAGCAGCCCUGAUGAUACUUUCUUCUCUUUGAGUGACCCCCAAAAUGGCAAGAGGAGGAAAAAAAUUCCCAAGCAGCUAGUGUUAAAAAUCAAUGCUGUUUAUGAGUCGCGAAGAGGAAAGAAACGAGUCAAGAGGUUGUCUCAGUCGACAGAGAGCAGCUCAGGAAGAGUUACAGAUGAGAACAGUGAAUCAGACAGUGACACUGAGGAAAAGCUGAAAGCUCACAGCCAGCGCCUGGUUCAUGUGAAGUCUCGCCUGAAGCAAGCCCCCAAAUACCAGACUUUGGAGCGGGAUCUGAUCGAGUACCAAGAGAGGCAGCUCUUUGAGUAUUUUGUAGUGGUGUCAUUGCACAAGAAGCAAGCUUGCACUCCAUAUGUCCCUGAAGUCACACAGCAGUUUCCUUUAAAGCUUGAACGUUCCUUCAAAUUCAUGAGGGAGGCAGAAGACCAGCUUAAAGCCAUUCCUCAAUUUUGCUUCCCUGACGCAAAAGACUGGAUCCCUGUGUGCCAAUUUACCAGUGAGACUUUCUCCUUCGUCUUAACUAGCGAAGACGGUAGCAGAAGAUUUGGAUACUGCAGAAGACUACUGCCCAGUGGGAAGGGGAAACGUCUCCCUGAAGUUUACUGCAUUGUGAGCCGCCUGGGAUGUUUCAACCUCUUUUCUAAGAUCUUAGAUGAAGUUGAGAAAAGGCGUGGGAUUUCCCCGGCCUUGGUACAGCCCCUUAUGAGGAGUGUCAUGGAGGCUCCAUUUCCAGCUCUGGGUCGGACCAUCACCAUCAAAAACUUUCUACCUGGAUCUGGGACAGAGAUAAUUGAGUUGCGUCGACCACUUGAUUCAAGGCUGGAACAUGUGGAUUUUGAGUCCUUGUUCUCUUCGCUCAGCAUCCGGCACUUGAGCAGAGUCUUUGCUUCCUUGCUGUUGGAAAGAAGAGUGAUACUCAUAGCAGACAAGCUCAGCACCUUGUCAAAAUGCUGCCAUGCCAUGGUGGCCCUCCUUUACCCCUUUACAUGGCAACACACCUACAUCCCUGUGCUUCCCCCGUCUAUGAUUGACAUUGUGUGUUCACCAACACCCUUUUUGAUUGGCCUGCUCUCCAGUUCACUACCUCGCCUCAAGGAACUACCAGUGGAAGAGGUCCUUGUAGUUGACCUGGUUAAUAACCGGUUUCUCAGGCAGAUGGAAGAUGAAGACUUCAUUUUGCCUCGGAAGUUGCAAGGAGCACUGGAACAUAUCCUGGAGCAGAGAAAUGAGCUGGCAAAUGACAAGGAGGAGGGCAUUCUCAAAGGCAAACAAGCUUCCCCAGAGUCCAGCCCCUUGAAUGAAGUGGUGUCUGAAGCUUUUGUCCGCUUCUUUGUGGAGAUCGUGGGGCACUAUUCCCUCUUCAUGACCUCCACGGAGCGGGAAGAAAGGAGCCUCCAACGGGAGGCCUUCCGGAAGUCCGUCUCAUCAAAGAGCCUUCGACGUUUUCUGGAGGUCUUUAUGGAAACUCAGAUGUUUGGAGGCUUCAUUCAGGAACGAGAGAUGAGGAAACAGGGAACCAAAGGUUUAUUUGAGGUACGUGCCCAGGAGUAUCUGGAAACUCUUCCCAGUGAAGAACAGAGUGGGGUCAAUAAAUUCCUGAAAGGUUUAGGUAACAGAAUGAAAUUUCUCCACAAGAAAUGAAAACCCAGAGUGCCAGUGUUGAGGAGAAGACAUUUUGCUUUACCGUUCAUCAGCACAGGAAGGACAUCUACCCUACCUCCUGGACCUAUUUCCCCUUCAGCUUGCUUCAAAGGUGGGGAGAGCCCUACCCAAGAAGCAGGGUAAUUAAGGAUUGUGCCUGUGUGAAAAGUUGGCCUGCUGAACAUCAUUGAGAAGACGGUGAUGGUGCUGAGACAGGUCUAUGGCCUUCUGUACAAAGAUACAUGCGCUGGACAAGGCACCCUUGGAACUCUUGCCAUUGAUGCUUUCCAGUGUUUCUUUCUUCUUAGCUAUUACAUGUUUCUUAUUUAUAUUGUUGUUAGGAGGACUGUUAGCCAAUGAAACUUGAGCCGGUUCCUCUCCCAAGUGGUUGCAAAGACGUGCAAGACGGAAGCUAAAGUGACCUAUGCUUAGAGACUGACAAGAAUGGAGGGGGAUGGAGAACAUUAUGGGUGAAUAUUAUGAGGACACUUAAAGCACAUGGAGAUGGGAAUUAAGAAAGUGAAGCUGUAAAUGGGGGAAAGGAGUGGAAUGGAGUGGGGUGUGAGGACCACGAAAUCUUUUAUUACCUGACCAAGCAACCACUAUAUGGAUGGAAGACUGUCUGCCCUUCCUUGAAAUUGGGGCAUAUCUGCCCACCUUUCCUCAGAAUAAGCUGAGUGACUGAUGUGAUGUAAUUAAAAGUGGGUGAUUACAAAAA
Anolis sagrei ordinatus is the source of this 4306-nucleotide messenger RNA. RefSeq names its product DENN domain containing 2A (gene DENND2A). The record is from RefSeq and is a predicted model, not a curated record. Gene Ontology annotation, cellular component: actin cytoskeleton. NCBI's taxonomy places the organism in Eukaryota, Metazoa, Chordata, Lepidosauria, Squamata, Anolidae. Gene Ontology annotation, biological process: retrograde transport, endosome to Golgi.